GGUCGGGGCGGGGCCGGAGCGCCGAUGGCGGCGCCACGCACGGUGCUGCUGCUGAGCGGGAAGAGGAAAUCCGGGAAGGAUUUCGUGGCCGAGGAGCUGCGGAGCCGGCUGGGCCCUGAUGUCUGCACCAUUCUGCGCCUCUCCGGGCCCCUCAAGGAGCAGUACGCCAAGGAGCACGGGCUCGACUUUGAGCGACUCCUGGAUGCCAGCGCCUACAAGGAGAGCUUCCGCCAGGACAUGAUCCGCUGGGGCGAGGAGAAGCGCCGCGCCGACCCCGGCUUCUUCUGCCGGGCAGCCGUGGAGGGGGCUGGGUGCAGGGUGUGGGUGAGCUCUGAGGGGACACAGGGGUACGUGGGUGCUGAGUGGUUCCGGGCUGCCUACGGGGACGCGGUGCAGACCGUGAGGGUGGUGGCUUCUGAGGAGACAAGGAAGAGGAGGAACUGGGUCUUUGUCACUGGGGUGGACGACGCCGAGUCUGAGUGCGGCCUGGACCAGGGAGUGGCCUUUGACUGGGUGAUCACCAAUGACGGGGAUGAGGUGGCCCUGGGCGAGCAGCUGGAGAUGCUGGUGCAGUCUCUCCACAGGAGCCUAUAGCUCCCUGUCUCUUCUCUGGGGCGUGGGGAGUGCAUCAUCCCCAGCCCCUCAGCAUCUCCCCUUCCACCUCCUGCUGAUGCUUCCUGUUCUGGAAUAAAGCUCUGACACUGAGAA
Motacilla alba alba is the source of this 708-nucleotide messenger RNA. It is a transcript of the gene PMVK, whose product is annotated as phosphomevalonate kinase. The coding region runs from base 25 to 594 and encodes 189 amino acids. Gene Ontology annotation, molecular function: phosphomevalonate kinase activity. The transcript is spliced from 6 exons. Gene Ontology annotation, biological process: cholesterol biosynthetic process; isopentenyl diphosphate biosynthetic process, mevalonate pathway. Gene Ontology annotation, cellular component: cytoplasm. NCBI's taxonomy places the organism in Eukaryota, Metazoa, Chordata, Aves, Passeriformes, Motacillidae. The record is from RefSeq and is a predicted model, not a curated record.